GCUCUUCGGCUAGGAAAACAAGGCAGCUGGAGGAGCAAAUGAAGAGCAGAGCCUGGCUCCACACCUGCCAAAAAAAUACUUUGCAUUGAUCGUCAAUUUCUUCUCCUGGUCUAGUCGUUGAUAGUGCGGAGACAGAGGGUGCGGCGCAGGCUCGCAGUGGGCCGUGUUUCACAUUAACAGUUGUCUGUGCACUGUCUGGACGAAGAGUUUGUUGACUCGCUUGACACCUGUCAGAAUGCCAGCAGUAAUUUUAGGUAAUUCUCGCGAAUUUGUAGCUGACGGCCAGGACAUCCACGACCAGAGAGGGCUCGGGCCGAGAACUGAAAACAACCCUGAAGCACGUCAACCUCAAGGUUCACUGGCUCGGAGAAUGGUCGCUUGUUUAAUUAACUGGCGAGUCUGCCGCAACGGUCGUUUAGCCCGUUUUGGAAUCGGCAGUUGGGUCUUCAUCCAGCCCGUCCUGUCUUCGUAUUCGACUUCAAGCGUGUUUCUGCCUUUCUCGGAUUCACGGUGGAUCCGUACCUUGUGUAUAAGAUCAGCACCGCUCCGUUCCACUCGAGGCCUUGUUCGAUGGUCUUCAUCGCCCCGCAAUGGUCGACGGAUCGGGUAUCUUGACACAGGAUUCCGCAGGCUGUCUGGGCACCAGCCGAUCCCUAACGUUUUUGACAGGAGUCUCGAUUCUGCGCCAUGCCUUGGUGAUGCACUCACAUGCAGGAAAAACUCCUCGACGAGUGGAUGUUGUGACAUUUACUGCUGCUUCGAUGACCACGAUUAGACCUGUCAACAGCGAAAUUUCGUUCAUUCCUGCCAUAGGCUACCAAUACCAAUGCCACCUGUAAGCCCUAGCAAAGGAGAUAUUUUCCGGCCACCAUGCAGAAAGUC
Molecule: messenger RNA, 882 nt
Organism: Aspergillus versicolor CBS 583.65
Lineage: Eukaryota; Fungi; Ascomycota; Eurotiomycetes; Eurotiales; Aspergillaceae
Exons: 1
Coding region: 236-775 (179 amino acids)
Source: RefSeq, a predicted model, not a curated record